AUGGAAUCGGCACCUGAGGCAAAAAUUCCCAAAAUUGCACAGAAUUCCAAAACUGCUCCUAGUUCCGAGACCACUAAAAUUUUAAAAGCUCCACCUAUAGCUCCAUCUAAGCUUUUUCCCGAGCCAGUGAAAGCUUAUGUGCCACCUAUUUCAUUCCCUCAACGUCUCAAAAAGGAUAAGAAGGAUAAUUAA
Prunus armeniaca (apricot) is the source of this 192-nucleotide messenger RNA. NCBI's taxonomy places the organism in Eukaryota, Viridiplantae, Streptophyta, Magnoliopsida, Rosales, Rosaceae. The record is from the annotation of a GenBank genome assembly.